GUUCAAUGUAAGAAUGGCCGCCGGCGAUGCAAAGUCCGAGACGAUUGUCCUUUGGUUCGGAGCCUCCGGAGUGAGCCAAUCAGAAGGGCUCGAAGGGACUCUCCGCGGCCGAUAGAUGCGGAAUCGCGACAAUGAGGGAUAUAAGUAUCAGUGCCUCUUGGACGGCUGCCUAUUGAAGUAGAAUGUCAAUAAUAAUUCAAUCAAACCUCUUCUCGUGACAGAGGACACUUCUCGCCUCGAACUGCAUUGUCUCUUUGCCGCAUACAUUCAUACCAAAACUAUGAACCCAAACCCGUCCAUUGCAAUCAUCGGCGGCGGACCAAGUGGUCUCCUCUUCGCUCGCCUUCUCGAGAUCAACGGGGUUACCGACUACAUCGUGUACGAGCGCGAUGACUCCGCUAUUCCAGGUCCGUGGCAGCAAGGAGGCACACUUGACCUCCGCCCCUCCUCAGGUCAACUGGCGCUCCGCCGCGCCGACUUGUUCGAUCAAUUCAGCAAGUUCGCCCGCUGGGAUGCUUCGUGCUUUCAUAUGCUCUACCCGGACGGGACUACCGCAAUCCGCCAUGACCAGGAAAGGGAUGCUCCCGAGAUCGACCGUCUGCACCUCCGUCAGCUGCUCCUGGAAUCGAUUCCGGCGCACAAGAUUCGAUGGGGUCAUGCUGUGAGGGCCGUCGAAAGGAGAAAAGCCGAUGGCAGCCAAGCUGGUAGUGAAAAUGGUGAUAUAGUCAUUCAUUUCAUGAACGGAACCAUUGCGUCUGGGUUUCGGUUGGUAGUGGGGGCAGACGGGGCUUGGAGUAAAGUGCGCCCUUUGAUAACGGCAGCGAAGCCCGUAUACUCAGGCAAAAUGUUCAUCGAAGGCCGCUUAUCACAUGACAACCCUGGCUACGCCACCGCCAAAGAGCUCGUGGGCCCCGGAAGCAUGCUCGCAGCCGGGCACCACAAGAAGCUGGCCGUGCAGCGAGUCUCAAACGGUACAUAUCGUGUGUACUUCGGGCUGCAAGCCCCCGAAAACUUCUAUCACCACCGCGAGUGCAGCAACGGACCCUCUGGGGACGAAGAUCUCAACAACCGCACUGAGCAACUGCGCAGCCUGCUACUCUUGUCGGACGAAUACUUCGCCACCUGGGGGUUGCAGCUGAGAAAAUUCGUCGAGACCGCGGAGGGGCCCUUCCGUGCCUGGCCGCUGUAUCGGAUGGACCCCGAGAAGCUUUGCUGGAGUGGAAAGACCCCUGGGGUAACGUUGCUGGGGGAUGCAGCGCAUGUCUCGACACCGUUUGUGGGAGAAGGAGUCAAUUGCAGCUUAUAUGAUGCUGUCGUGCUGGCUGAUAGCAUUGUCAAGCAUUGCGGUGACGGUGCGGGAUUCGAUAGUUCGAGUGCAGAAAAGUUGAACCGUGCUCUAGAGGAAUAUGAGGAAGACAUGUUAGCGCGAGGACGAGAUCUGAUUGAGCGCAGCACGGCGAUGGAGAAGAUAUUCUUCUCUGAGGACGCGGUGACAGGAGUUCUCGAGUUCUUCAAGAGUUUCAGUGAGAAGUCUGAGUAGAGACAUGGGUGGAUGUUUAAGGCCUGGUCCUCUUCUCUGGGUGCUUCAAGAGGGAAUGAUUCCAUUAGAUGGGACCAAGGGCCAAGCGAGGUGGCCAGUCGAAGGGGAAUGUAUAGUAUGUGUAUGAUGUGCAAUUGGAUAGUCGAUAGAAAAACCGACCUUCUCUGGAAGACGGGACGCGGAAUCCACGACACUGUCCGUACCUGGCCUGAGCGGUAAGGCGACCAAUAUCAGUACAGAGGGGAUAUCAAUACACCUGGCAGAGGACUCUUCCUUCCCAAGGGGACUUACCAGGUAAACUAAGACACGGCGGAAUCAAAUGCACUAUUCUUCAAUUACUGCUUUCUUGGACACUCG
Aspergillus aculeatus ATCC 16872 is the source of this 1897-nucleotide messenger RNA. Its product is annotated as FAD-dependent oxidoreductase. Gene Ontology annotation, molecular function: FAD binding. NCBI's taxonomy places the organism in Eukaryota, Fungi, Ascomycota, Eurotiomycetes, Eurotiales, Aspergillaceae. Bases 281 to 1540 code for a protein of 419 amino acids. The transcript is spliced from 2 exons. The record is from RefSeq and is a predicted model, not a curated record.